This is a messenger RNA of Lycium barbarum (goji berry), 2053 nucleotides long. RefSeq names its product phosphatidylglycerophosphate phosphatase PTPMT2-like. Gene Ontology annotation, biological process: protein dephosphorylation. Bases 913 to 1761 code for a protein of 282 amino acids. The record is from RefSeq and is a predicted model, not a curated record. Lineage: Eukaryota; Viridiplantae; Streptophyta; Magnoliopsida; Solanales; Solanaceae. Gene Ontology annotation, molecular function: protein tyrosine/serine/threonine phosphatase activity; phosphatidylinositol-4,5-bisphosphate 5-phosphatase activity. The transcript has 6 exons.
CUUUUUCUUUUGAUCCAUUUUCUCAAAACACUAUCAAAUUGAAUUCCUCUCAACUCAAUCUUCAAAAACUCCCCAAAUUUCUUCCAAUAAUCACCAAAUUACCCCCACAAACUUUCCAUUUCUACACAAUCUCAUGCUUUUUCUCUCUCAAUCAAUCUAAUUUUCACCCAAACUUGUUAACAAUUUCAACUCCCCCCCCAAAAAAAAAAUUAAAAUUUUUUAGGGUUUCAAUCUAGUAAAAAUCUUGAAAAAUGAAGAUCGCUUAUGAUUUUUGUACAGUUCAAUGUUCAUUUUAGACCCCCAAAGUUUUCGUUUUGAUCAAUUUCUAGUCCCCAAAAAUUUUCAAUUUUAGGGUUGCUUCAAUCAGUUCAGUUAAGUAAGAAUCUUGGAAAAUGAAGAUCGUGUAUGAUCUUUGUACAGUUCGAUGUUCAUUUUAGACCCCCAAAGUUUUCAUUUUUAUUAAUUUUAGGGUUUGAUCUUUUAGCUGUGAUCAGUUCCUUUGAUUAGGAAUUAUGCAAAUGAAGAUCUUCUAUGAUUUUUGUACAGUUCGAUGUUCAUUUUAGACCCCCCCAAGUUUUCAUUUUGAUCAAUUUAGGGUUCAAUCUUUUAGCUGUGAUCAGUUUGGCUAGUUUUGGAAAUGAAGAUGAUGGUGUUGUUCAUCUAACAUGCAAUAGAUUUAUAUGAUUUUUUUACUGUUCAGUGUUUGUUUAGAACCCCCCCAAGUUUCCAUUUUGAUCAAUAGAGGUUUUAAUGUUUAGCUUUGAUUGAUCAGUUUAGUGGAUUAGGAUCAAUCUUUAGAUUUUGAUUGAUUGUGUAUGUUUUUUGUAUAGUUCAGUGUUUAUUGUAGAACCCCAAGUUUUCGUUUUGAUCGAUUUAAGGUUCAAUCUUUAGCUUUGAUCAGUUUUAGUGGAAAUGAAGAUAGUGGAAUUGGAUGAUUCGUGGAUAGAAAGUGAUGGAAAGUGUGUGAAUACUGAAAGACGGGUUGUCGUUGGGGUUGAUGCUAAGAGAGCUUUGGUUGGAGCCGGGGCUCGGAUCCUGUUUUACCCGACCCUUUUGUAUAAUGUUUUCCGCAACAAAAUUCAAUCGGAGUUCAGAUGGUGGGAUCAAAUUGAUCAGUUUCUCCUCCUUGGAGCAGUUCCAUUUCCAUCAGAUGUCCCGCGGUUGAAGCAGCUCGGCGUUGGUGGUGUAAUAACACUAAAUGAACAUUAUGAAACUUUGGUACCAUCGUCGUUGUACCAUGCCCAUGGGAUAGAUCAUCUCGUCAUUCCAACUAGAGAUUAUCUAUUUGCACCCUCUUUCGUGGAUAUAAAUCGAGCAGUAGAUUUUAUUCACAGGAAUGCAUGCAGUGGCCGGACUACUUAUGUGCAUUGCAAAGCCGGAAGGGGAAGGAGCACAACCGUUGUGCUUUGCUAUUUGGUCGAAUAUAAGCACAUGACUCCUACUGCUGCGCUGGAAUUUGUCCGCUCCAGAAGACCUAGAGUUUUGUUGGCUCCUUCUCAAUGGAAGGCUGUUCAAGAAUUCAAGCAACAGCGAGGGGCAUCUUCUCCACUCUCGAGUGAUGCUGUGUUGAUCACUAAAGCAGAUCUUGAAGGGUAUCAUUGUUCUUCUGAUGAUCGUCGCGGUAAGGAGCUGGCCCUAGUGCCCCGAAUGGCAAGAACACAGCCAAUGAUAGCUCGAUUAUCCUGCCUCUUUGCGUCACUGAAAGUAUCAGGUGGUUGUGGACCUGUUACCCGGCAACUGACCGAGGCACGUGCCUGCUAAUUGCACACUCAUCGACAGGGCUUCCUUGUACAGAAGACUGAAGAGGCACUGCUUAAAUAAGUUCAGAUGAGUUUUAUAUCUUUGAAUCUGUGCUUUAAUAGUUUAACAUCAAGGGAUUAUGAAUAGAGGGAAAAAAAAACGGUUGAAGAGUCCCUCAAUAUUGUAUAAACAUGUGCAGAGGGUAUGACUUUUGGUUUCAUCUGUAAAUAUUUGUUAAUUACUACUCCGUCCUUUCCAAAUUACUCGACAUUAGUUUGAAUUGGAGUUUGAGAAAGAAAUGAAGCUUUUGCAA